Arabis nemorensis is the source of this 1026-nucleotide messenger RNA. The record is from the annotation of a GenBank genome assembly. Lineage: Eukaryota; Viridiplantae; Streptophyta; Magnoliopsida; Brassicales; Brassicaceae.
AUGUCGUGGCUCUUCAAACCUCGCGGCGAUGAUCCCGAACCAUCAUCUCCCUCAGGACCUGAUUUGUCUUCCCUCGGUCUAACCAUCGGUCGACAGCUCCGUGGCGUUGCAGCUUUCCUUGCGCCGCCUCCUUCUCCGCCGCCUUCCGAUCCCGUCAACGACCGCCUCUCCUCCGAUUCACCUACUCAGCUUGCCCUACUCGGGAUCCGGAAUGAUCUAGCCGAGAUUGGUGGAAACUUCAAGUCUGGCAUCUCCAAUUUCGCAUCCAAUUUGCUUCAGUUUCCCAGUAACAUCUACGAAGAUAGUAGAAUAUCCGAGUUUGAUCAAGUUCCUGGGAUUUCUCAAGAAGUUGUGGAUUUUGCCAUUAAAAUCUCCACUAGACCAGGUUGCUGGACAGAUUUUCCAUUGUCACUCAACACUGAGUUUGAAUUGUCUGAGGCCCAAAGGGCACAUGCAUCAGCCAUUGAACAUCUGGUUCCUGGCCUUGUAGCUGUGAAGAAUGAAGUCAGGAGUUGCAUGGAUGAUGAACACUUCUGGCUGAUUUAUUUUAUUUUGCUGAUGCCGAGACUGAAUGGACAUGAUUUUGAGCUAUUAGCAACUUGCAAGGUAAAUGAAACAAGGGAUCAACUUUUACUAAAGCUGCAAAAGAAGGAGACAGCAGGGUCGAGCCCGAGCUCUGUUGGUCACGAAACUCCUGAAGAAGGUAGCAGCAAUAGGGAAGCAGAAACUGUUGAGGGAGUCGUCGAAAAGAUAGAGGGGCUGAAAAUUGAGCAGAGAGAGAUAAGCGAUGAAUCAUCUGAAGAAAGAAGGAGGAGUUUUAGAGAUGAAGAGGUUAUCUCCUUCAGUGAUUUAGAUGUAGACGAUCUCUCGGAGAAGCCAUAUUCCAACAGGAGUACACUGAAAAGGCGAGCAUCAAACGCAAGCGGUUCAAGCGACUGGGUUCAGCUUAACAGGAGUCAAGGUGGACACAGCAAGGAUUCGGAAGGUGAUUCUAGUGACUGGCUUCCAAUCGGCGACUCUGAUUGA